AUGUUCGUCUUCUUCCUCCAGAGAGUAAGGCGAAGUGGACCUGACAAAAGUGUGUUGGAGGUAACAGAUUUCCAUGUGAGCAGUACUGUUGUGUCCCGAUAUGCACGCACUACUGUCGUCAGCACUGUCAGGAACCACCACAACCAAUCACAGGAGGCCAACUUUGAAGUGGACCUCCCUUCCACAGCAUUCAUCUCCAACUUUACCAUCACAUCAGGCGGCACAAUAUAUGUGGCCCAAGUGAAGGAGAAAGAAGUUGCCAAGAAAAUCUAUGACUCUGCCAAAAAAGAGGGGAAAACUGCGGGACUGGUGGCCAAAAGGGAAAAGGGGGCGGAGAACUUUAGUGUUUCCGUCAGUGUCGCUCCAGGCACAAGCCUUUCUUUUACCCUGACCUAUGAGGAGCUCUUGGCUCGAAGACUUGGUCAUUAUGAACUGGUUCUAGGCCUAAGGCCCACUCAGCCUGUCCAGAACCUCACAGUGGAUGUGAGCAUAUCAGAAAGAACUGGGAUCAGUUUCAUUCAGGUCCUGCCUCUAAGAACCAGUCAACACUUAUCCAACACUCUUGCAGGUGAGUCUGUGGCCCCUCCCUCAACACAGAUUGAGCGAAUAGAAAGAUCCUCUGUCCGGGUGCAGUAUAGCCCUUCUGUCUCUCAGCAAAUCAGUUUCUCUCCCAGUGGUCUUAAUGCUGACUUUGUCAUCCAUUAUGACGUGGACCUCACAGAUCUUAUUGGGGACGUACAGAUUUUUGAUGGCUACUUUGUCCAUUAUUUUGCGCCUAGAGGACUUCCUAUCAUGCCAAAGGAAGUCAUUUUUGUUAUUGACGUGAGUGGAUCAAUGGAUGGGAUCAAAAUGAAACAGACCAAGGAAGCAAUGAAGACAAUUUUGAAUGAUCUGCAUGAGCACGACUUCUUCAACAUCAUCACCUUUUCCAGCUCUGUGCAAACCUGGCAGAGGGAAGGCACUGUUCCUGCUUCACGAGAGAAUGUAGAACUUGCUAAGACCUUUGUUAAGCGCAUGAAGGCAAAAGGCAUGACAGACAUCAAUUCUGCUGUGCUCCAUUCAGCAAAACUUCUCAGUCAGUCAGCCAGGAGUUCAGGGUCCAAGGGCGUUCCCAUGGUAAUAUUUUUGACGGAUGGUGAAGCCACCGAAGGUGUAAAAUUGAAUGCGGCCAUACUGCGGAAUGCCAGGGAUAGUCUAGGGUCUGCAUCUCUGUUUGGACUAGCUUUUGGACGUGAUGCAGACUUUGCCCUUGUCCGUCAGCUCUCUCUAGAAAACCGUGGUGUGGCGCGAAGGAUUUAUGAGGACGCAGAUGCUAAAUUACAGCUGAAAGGAUUUUAUGAUGAAGUUGCCAGCCCCCUGCUAUCCGAUGUCCAGCUCAGUUACCGCGACGACCAGGCCUUUGAUGUCACACGUGCCUUUUUCCCAAACUACUUCCAAGGCUCAGAGCUGGUGGUGGCAGGUCGGGUCCAGCCAAAAAUGCAGGAACUUUCCGUCUCUCUCACAGCCUCUGAUACACAACGAGGUCUCAUGCUUCAGAAUAGCAUACCUGUCUCCCAGGACAGUGAGAGGAGAGACAUGUCACCUGGCAUGAAUACAUCAUCAAGUGAAGAUGUGGCAGUGUCUCAUUUUGUUCAGCGUCUUUGGGCAUAUUUCACCAUUAAAGAUCUUUUAGAGAGGGCCCAGAACACUAGUGACUCUACAUUAGUUGCAGAACUGAAGAAAAAAGCCACUGAACUCUCCAUUAAGUAUAACUUUGUAACACCUGUUACUUCACUGGUGGUGGUCAAACCAGAAAUGGAAGAGGCAAAAAGUCGUGAUGUUAACAUAGAAAGAUCCAAACCACAGAGCAGAGCUGUACCUAAGCAUCCCAAGAAAGUGUUUGCAUCCUCAGUGGAUGGUGACCCUCAUUUUGUGGUUCAUUUGCCAAAGCUGGACCAAACUCUGUGCUUCACUAUAGAUGGCCAAGCCAAUGACAUCCCGAGACUGCUGGAGGAUCCAGAGAGAGGCAUCGUAGUGGAUGGUAGGUUGAUGUGGGCGCCUCCAGAGGUGGGUUUUGAAGACCACAAUCGGACAUAUUUUGACCAGAUCGUAGUUUCCAUGACAUCAGGCGAAAAACGUGGUGUGGUGGUUACCAUCACCCUAGAUUCAGUGAAGAUUGAUGUGAAGGGUGAGGGUCCUCUAAUGCUGCAGACUGGUAGGCCAGGGGUUGUGGAGAGACAUGAUUUCGUUGUGGAGAUUGAUGAACAUCUGCGGUGUUGGGUGGAUUUAGGCAAAGAGGUGCAAUUCCUUGUUCUCUUUCAUCACUACCGCCACCCAACUUACCUGCAGUUGGCACACCUGGGCUUCUACAUUGCCAAUGGAAAAGGCCUCUCUUUGCAGACUCAGGGUCUGCUGGGUCAGUUUCAGCAUGCAGAUAUAAAAAUAACCAAAUUGCAGACAGAGAGAUUGGACAGGGACAUACCCAGCCUACACGUACGCUCUGGUUCAAGUGGCACUGGGAGGCACACAGCCCACACGGACGCCCUGGCAGAAGGAGUACUGAGGCGGGGGACAGUACAAGUCCCUGUCACCCUGAGGAGAAAGAACAUUAAAGACACAGUGUGGAAACGUCACCCAGAGCACUGCUGGGAAGUGGCCAGAGCAGAUGUGGACAAGAUCCUCCUUCAACCCUACCAGAGUUACAUACAGUAG
This is a messenger RNA of Chanos chanos (milkfish), 2691 nucleotides long. Its product is annotated as inter-alpha-trypsin inhibitor heavy chain H6-like. Gene Ontology annotation, molecular function: serine-type endopeptidase inhibitor activity. NCBI's taxonomy places the organism in Eukaryota, Metazoa, Chordata, Actinopteri, Gonorynchiformes, Chanidae. Bases 1 to 2691 code for a protein of 896 amino acids. The record is from RefSeq and is a predicted model, not a curated record. The transcript has 12 exons. Gene Ontology annotation, biological process: hyaluronan metabolic process.